Molecule: messenger RNA, 7252 nt
Organism: Bacillus rossius redtenbacheri
Lineage: Eukaryota; Metazoa; Arthropoda; Insecta; Phasmatodea; Bacillidae
Product: cell adhesion molecule Dscam2-like
Exons: 34
Coding region: 1-6066 (2021 amino acids)
Biological process (GO): cell-cell adhesion
Molecular function (GO): protein binding
Source: RefSeq, a predicted model, not a curated record
AUGACAGAGGCCCGCGGGGCGCUGCAAUCGAUACUCGAAUCCUUCGACUGCUCUCCGCCCGGAAACUACCUCAGCGCCGCUGCUGACACCGUGGCCGAGUGCGGAACUGACGGCAUCGAGUGUCGACCCGCCUUCGAGCUCAGGAGAGGAGCGAGGCGCGUGGCCUACCAGCGCAGGGGCAGGGGGCAGGGGCCCAGACCACCGGAUGUGAUGUAUGAAGGGGGGUCGUUGACCUGCUCCGUCAGGUGGUCUCCGGGGAUGCGCGGGCCGGUGUUCCUGCAGGAGCCGCCCCCGGUGGCGCACUUCUCCAACACGACGGGGGCGGUGCUGAGCUGCGCCGCCCACGGCAGCCCGCCGCCCGACAUCCGCUGGCUGGACGCCGGUGACAAGGAGCUGUCCCACGUGCCGCGUCUCAGGCAACUGCUGAGUAACGGCAGCCUGCACUUCCCGCCCUUCGCGGCGGACGAGUUCACCCCGGAGAUCCACGUGGCCACGUACCGCUGCAGGGCUGCCAACCCCGGCGGCGUCGUGGUCAGCCGCGACUGCCGCGUGCGAGCCGACGUGUCGCAGCCCUACCAGGUGCAGGUCCAGAGCGCGCUCACGCUGACCGGCAACGUGGCGAUGCUGAGGUGCGACGUGCCCAGCUUCGUGCACGCUCUGGUCGCCGUCACGGGCUGGCAGAGCGAGGAGCCCCCCCACCCGCGCGCCACGCUCCACCCAGGAGGCAGGUUCGUGAUGACGGCCUCGGGGUCCCUGCACGUGGCGGAGGCCUCGCCGAGCGACGGCCGCGCGCGCUACUACUGCUGGACCAGACACGUGCUGACGGGGCAGCAGCGCCUCAGCGCGCCGGGCCAGCUCGAGGUCACAGAGCCUGAAGGUAACCUUGCUCCCCGGAUAGAGCACUCGAGCACCAUCGUCAAAGUGAGAGCUGGCAACACUGCAGACUUGGUCUGCGUGGGGAAGGGGAACCCUCCACCAGUUUACAGGUGGUACCGGAAGGCCCCGGGAGCGCUGCAGGAGAUCCCUGCGGGCUCGGUGCUGGUGAGGCCGCUGCAGUCGGUGUUGCGCAUCCCGCGCGCGCAGGUCGAGGACUCAGCCCGCUACGUCUGCAAGCUGGGCAAUGUGGCCGGCGAGGACAGCCGGGAGCUGUCGCUGGUCGUGACUGAGCCACUGUCCGCGCACAUGCGUCCCCAGCAGCAGGUGGUGGACGCUGGGUCGUCGGCGCACUUCAACUGCUCCGUGGCGGUGGGCGGUUCGGCGCGCAUGUCCUGGCUGAAGGAUGGCCGGCCUCUGGCUGACGGCGCGCGGAUCAACCUGCUCCGUGGUGGCCGCACCCUCGUCGUGCGCUCCGUGCGCAAGGAGGACCGUGGCAUGUACCAGUGUGUGGUGCGUGAUGGUGAGGACAGCGCCCAGGCCAGCGGCGAGCUGGUGCUCGGAGCAGUAGCACCAGAGCUGCAGUCGACGUUCAUCGAGCAGACACUGCAGCCGGGCCCGCCCGUGUCGCUGCGGUGCGUCGCCUCGGGGAACCCGCCGCCGCGAUUCACCUGGCUGCUGGAUGCCGUGGAACUGCAGCCGCGCAGCUACGUGCUGGGCAGCUUCCUGGACCAGGCGGGCGACGUCGUCAGCCAUCUCAACAUCUCGUCGGCCAAGGUGCAGCACGGCGGCCUGUACACGUGCGUGGCGCGCAACCUGCUUGGCGCCGCCCAGCACUCCGCCACGCUCAACAUCUAUGGCCCGCCAUCGGCGCGGGCGCCUCGCAACAUCACCGCCGUGGCGGGCACGGACGUGUUCCUGCGCUGCCCCGUGGCAGGGUUCCCCAUCUCCAGCGUGACGUGGCAGCGCGGGGGCGACGCCCUGCCCUCGCACCUGCGACACAGGACCUUCCCCAACGGCACCCUGCUGGUGCGCCAGGUGGACGGCCCGGCCGACCGCGGCGAGUACCUCUGCUUCGCGGCCAACCAGCAGGGCCAGACCGCGCAGUCACGCGUGCACCUGGACGUCAUGAAACCACCAACGAUUGCACCAUUCCAGUUCCCGAGCGAAAUACAGCAAGGCAUGAGGGUCCAGGUGACCUGCAGCAUCAUCUCCGGCGACUUCCCCAUCGCCAUCUCGUGGAGGAAGGACGGCGAAGCGCUGUCCGAGUCGGAGCUGGUGCACGAGGAGCGCCACGAGUUCUCCAGCAGCCUGACGUUCCGCGACCUGGCGGCGCGCCACUCGGGCCGCUACACCUGCGUGGCCGCCAAUGCCGCCGCCACCGCCAACUACACCGCCAAGCUCGUCGUCAAAGUGCCGCCGUCGUGGCUGAUCGAGCCCCGGGAUGUGUCCGUGCAGUACCACCAGCCAGCCAGCAUGCACUGCAUGGCCAGUGGCUUCCCCUUCCCCUCCGUCACGUGGCUGAGGGCCCGAGGCAGUGACGCGAGCGACUACGUGACCUUGGAGUCGGGGCCGGACGUCAUCCUCUACGGCAACGGGUCUGUGCUGCUGAGGGCGGCCGAGCCCUCCCACGAGGGCUUCUACACGUGCCAGGCGAGCAACGGCAUCGGCGCGGGCCUCAGCAAGGUCGUCUUUGUCCGCGUGAACGCACCAGAGGUGCCACUGGCACUAGCGGCGAGGCUGCCCGCAGUGCCGCCACACUUCAAGACGCACGCGGUGAACCAGAGCGGCGUGGCGGGCGAGGCGGCGGUGCUGGUGUGCGAGGUGGAGGGCGACCAGCCGCUGCGCGUGUCCUGGACGGCCGUGCGCCACGCCCUCACACCGCUGCACAGCCGCAUGGUGGAGCGCGCCACGCCCACGGGCCGUGUGCUGGAGCUGCACCUGGAGCGCCUGGAGCGCCGCGACGCCGGGCCCUACCGCUGCUCCGCCUCCAACGACUUCGGCCAGGACGAGCUGGUGCUCCACCUCGCCGUCAAGGAGCCGCCCGAGCCGCCUGACCAGGUGGAGGUGGUGGAGGUGGGCAGCCGCUGGCUGAGCGUCGCCUGGGGGCGGCCCUACCCCAGCCACGUGCCCGUGGACCGCUACGUGGUGCAGCACCGUGCCGAGGACGCCCCCGCCUGGGCCAACGCCACGGCGAGCGGCGCGGCGCACUCGCUGCGCAUCGAGGGGCUGCAGCCGUCCACACCGUACGCAGUGCGGCUGCUGGCGGGCAACGAGGUGGGCGAGAGCGCGCCCGGCCCCGUCGCCAUGGCCAUCACGCUGCAGGAAGGUGAGCCACGCCGGCUCCCGGGCCCUCCCUUCGCCUGCAGUGUUAGCUCGUGGCAGGGCCCUCCCAUCACGCUGCAGGAAGGUGAGCCACGCCUGCUCCCGCCGCCUCGCGCCAGCCACCCCCGGGAGGAGGUGCAGGGCUACCAGGUGCUGUACCGCGAGGCGGCCGGCGCCGGCGACUCCCCCCAGAGGCUGCACGUGAAGGGUCGCAGCCAGCUGCAGGCCAUGCUCACGGGCCUGCGCCAGUUCUGCCGCUACGAGGUCGCCGUGCAGGCCGCCAACGCGGUGGGCGCCGGCCCCCUCUCGCCGCCCCUGCACGUCACCACUCUGGAUGGCGUCCCUGACCGGCCACCGCAAGACGUGCAGUGCAGCGCGCUGUCGUCCCAGAGCCUGCGCGUGCGGUGGGACCCUCCGCCGCCGGACCACCAGAACGGCAUCGUCGUGGGCUACAAGGUUGUCUACCGCCACACCGACCCUGUGCACGGGAUGUACCGUGAAGCUGAGGUAAAGAAGACCACCAACCUGGAGACGAACCUGCACGGACUGUCCAAGUUCAGCAACUACAGCGUCCGGGUGCUGGCCUUCACGGUGGCCGGCGAGGGAGUGCGGUCGGAGCCCGUCCACUGCACCACCGAGGAGGACUUGCCGGGACCACCGGAGCAGAUAAAGGCGCUGGCGAUGACAUCAGACAGCAUUCUCGUGGCGUGGACGCGACCUGUGGACCCCAACGGAAACAUCGUCAAGUACUAUGUCUACAUCCACGCCAAGCAAGAUGGAAAUAAUGAUGUGCAAACGGAUGCAGUGUUUGGCGACGCGAAGCUCAUCUAUGAGGCCCGCAGGCUGAAGGAGUUCCAGCGAUACGAGUUCUGGGUGACAGCCGCUACCGUCGUUGGAGAAGGCCCUAGCAGUGCCAAAGUCACCCAGUCUCCCGUGUCCAGAGUGCCGGCGAGGAUAGCGUCCUUCUCGCGCCGCGUGGUGGUGGGCUCGGGCGGUGCGGUGGAGCUGCCCUGCCGCGCCGUGGGGCUGCCGGCGCCGACCCGCCGGUGGCGCGGGCCCGGCGGCGCUGCAGGGCGCCACCCGGCGCGGCCCGACCACGCCCUGCGGCUGGAGCGGCUCCGGCCGGCCGACGCGGGCAACUACACCUGCGCGGCGGAGAACGUGUUCGGGCGCGACGAGGUGGCGUACCAGCUGGUGGUGCAGGUGGCGCCCGGUGCGCCGCAGCUGGGCGUGGCGGCCGGUGGCGCCCGCAGCCUGGCGCUGGCGUGGCGCGCGCCUGACACGGGCGGCAGCCCCAUCACAGGGUACGUGCUGCGGUACCGCCACGCCGCCGGCGACUGGCAGGAAGCGCUCCUCGACGCGGAGCACACCUCGCACCGCCUGGAGGGGCUGCUGUGUGGCUCCACCUACCACGCCACGCUGGCCGCCAGCAACGCAGUGGGCACUGGGGAGCCCAGCCCGGUCGUCACCGCCACCACCCAGGGCGGAGCCCCCAAGCUCCCGCCGCAGGAGCUCCUCGAAGCCAACUCGACGUCGGUGACGCUGCACCUGGGGGCGUGGCCGGACGGGGGCUGCCCCAUCCGGCGCUUGGAGGCGAGGUACCGGCCCCAGCAGCAGGGGGGCGAGUGGGUGGCGGUGCCGGGGGAGGGGCAGCCCCCCGGGUCGGAGCUGGUGGUCCCCGACCUGCUGCCCGCCACGUGGUACGUGCUGCGAGUGGCCGCCCACAACGACGCGGGGUCCGCGGAGCAGGAGUUCCUGUUCGCCACGCGCACGCACACGGGAGAAAUAUUUCUCAUGGACAUGGUUGCUGACACCUCUGAGCAAGCGAGCAGUUUCUACCCUCACUUGAACGUGAUCAUUCCUGUCAUAUCUGGCAUUAUUUGCACUAUUGCAGUCACCGUGUGUGUCUGCAUAGUGGUCCACAGGAGGCACCACUCGGGCUACAAGCCGGGCAGCCCCGGGCACGUGGCGGAGGCCAGGACGCUGGCGGAGCAGGAGAACCAGCGCAACUCCAGCCAGCAGGAGGCGAGGCAGGCGGCGCCCGCCUGCUCCCCCUCCUCCACCCGGAAGGCAGACUCCUCCCUCAGUGUGCAGAAGGGCAGCAACACGUCAGGCGAGGACUACGACAUCUGCCCCUACGCGACGUUCAGCCUGCCCGGGCAGCAGCCCCUGCACUACGCCAAGCAGUUCCGGACGUUCGGGCAGAGCGAGUGCUACGCUGGCCGGCCGCCCCCCGGCGGGGAGCGCUACGCUCGCGCCGGCCGGCCCCACGAGCCCGGGGCGGAGCCCAGGCCGCGCUGCACCUCCAAGAGUCCGCCCGACGGACUCAGCUUGGGUAACAGCCCCUGCCAUUCCCCAUUGAGUCAGUUGACUGACCAGUUAAUAGGCUCAGAGAUCUCGUGCAUCUCCAGCCAGCAGACGCUGCCCGUGUCGAUGGCCGACGCGGGCCGGCAGCGCGGGGCCAAGUGCCGGGGCGGGAGCGGGAGCGGGGACAAGACGGCCCGCGUCCACCAGAGGUCGCUGCACACCCCGCACGACGACUCGGUGAACGAGCUGGACUCGAGCACAGAGUCGGCAGAGGCCUCGCCCGAGGUGAACCAUCGCUUCCGGCAGCGCGGAGCAUGGAGGGGGACGCCUUCCAGACACGUUGCUGGCGAGGAGCGCCCGGAGAGGGUGCCGCUGAAGCCGCCGUGUGCCUUCUCCGACUGCCAGGCAGACACGCCGGGGGCCGGGUGUGAUCGCAAGGCCACGGCGCCCGCGCUGCCCCUCUUCCAGCACGAGAAGCUGGAGAAGGAGCUGUCCACCCUCGUCAACAGGUAUCGGCGAAAACGGGAUCGGGAGAAGCAAGACUACACAAUAGAUGUGUGAUGUGUGGUGUGGACGUGUUCUGUCCAAGACUAGAAGUGUUCCAUUAUUUUUAAAUAAAUAUACAAUGUGAGGCAAUUGUAUCAACUGCCAACUUUUUAUCAUUGCACUUCUCAUCUUUAAUAUUUUUCCUAUGACAGAAUCAAAAUAAGGCGAGCUGAUAGCUGCUUACCCUGUUCUUUUUUUUUUUUCAGAACUACCUCACUAGUUUUUAAAUUCGUAGCUCUCUCUUCAAUUUCAGAAAAUGUAUCAAAAUUUUAGCCUAACUGGCAAUAAUAUAUCUGAUAAAAUUAUAAGUUAAAAGCAAAUGGAAAUUUUUUUAAAAAAAGUUAAUUAUCUGAUAACUCAAGAAAAACUGUGAAAUAUUAGCUGAAAUUAAAUGUUUUAAUCAUUUUGAUGGUAUAAAAUUUUUAAAGUAUAAUACAAAUGCAUAUCAAAACUAAGGUUAUCUGAAGAAUAUAAUGAAAUUAUCUUAAAUAAAUUUAUUAUUUUUACAUUUUUACUCUUAUAAUAAAAUUUGUAUUACAAUAUUAUCAGCUGCAAACUGAAAGCAUUAACUAAAUGUUCUGUAUCACAUUUGUUGCCAAAAUAUAAAUCACAUGCCACAUGACUGUAAGAUUAUCAUUGGUCCAUUUCUUGCUAUAACUACUUACCGAUACAGCCAUAUUAGCUAAUUUGAAUUAAUGCAAAUACAUAUCAGUACAUCCAAAGUAAUUAAAAUCAUUUAGCAAAAGUUAUCAGAUAUAUUAUAAAAAAAAAUUAAUUAAACUUUGAUAGUGAGCUUUAAAUUCAUAAAUACAUCAAAAUUCUCCGGGUAUUUGAGGGUGUUUCCAUUAAGAAAAUGUGAUUUUAUGUCAUGUGUGCCCAAAAAGUUUUGUUGGGAUUUCUUUUCCAUUUUAAUCUUGCAUACAACUAUAAAGUAUCACCACGCAGCUGUUUGCAAGAAAGCUUUGAAAUCUAACAGAAAUGUUUGCAUCAGCUAACACAGUAUAAAAGCUCUAUGUUGCAAUUUACAGUCAAAAAUUGAAGGAAAAAAAUUUAAAAAACAAGAAGGCAAUAUCAGUUCUCCUUAAUGACAAUGUUUGUAAGGUUGACAAUAGCAUUGUUGCUUAGCUAAAGAUUGUAUUAAUGAGGUAUAACAAUUUAUACAGAAAUGUUAUUGUAAAAAUGUAAUAAAUGUUCAAACUCU